CAGGGCAACUGUACUCUGGCAAGGCGCUCCCUGUCUGGUGUGGCUGGCAGCCAGGGACUGGCCUACAUCGACAGCAGGAAGCUCAUAGUAAAUAGCUCCAGUGUCUUCACUGUCCGUUACUUCAGAACCACAGCAGUACAUAGGGAUGACGUGAUUACGGUGAACACCCCAGCUUUUGCAGAGUCAGUCACAGAAGGAGAUGUCAGGUGGGAGAAAGCUGUUGGAGACACAGUGGCGGAAGAUGAAGUGGUGUGUGAGAUUGAAACAGACAAGACAUCAGUGCAAGUUCCAGCCCCAGCAGCUGGUGUGAUUGAAGCCCUUUUGGUACCUGAUGGUGGCAAAGUGGAAGGAGGGACACCUCUGUUCAAACUCAGGAAAACUGGAGCUGCUCCUGCCAAGGCCAAACCAGCAGCAGCCCCUCCUCCUCCUCCUGCAGCACCUGAACCUGUAGCUGCAGCUCCUCCUUCUCCUGCUGCAGCACCAAUUCCCACUGCAAUGCCACCAGUGCCACCUGUGUCAGCUCAGCCCAUUGACAGCAAACCAGUGUCUGCAGUGAAGCCGGCUGCAGCUCCAGUGGCAGCCCCUCCUGGGGAGGCAGUGCCCAGCAAAGGUGCCAGAUCUGAGCAUAGGGUGAAAAUGAAUAGGAUGCGUCAGCGUAUCGCCCAGCGGCUGAAGGAGGCUCAGAACACUUGUGCCAUGCUGACCACUUUCAAUGAGAUCGAUAUGAGCAACAUCCGGGAGAUGAGAGCUGUACACAAGGAUCCUUUCCUGAAAAAGCACAACCUGAAAUUAGGUUUCAUGUCAGCUUUUGUGAAAGCUUCAGCUUUUGCUCUGCAGGACCAGCCUGUUGUGAAUGCAGUAAUUGAUGACACGACCAAAGAGAUUGUGUACAGGGACUAUGUGGACAUCAGUGUAGCUGUAGCAACUCCCCGGGGUCUUGUGGUCCCUGUUGUUAGGAAUGUAGAAAAUAUGAACUUUGCUGACAUAGAGCGAGCUAUCUAUGAGUUGGGGGAAAAGGCACGGAAGAACGAACUGGCUAUCGAAGACAUGGAUGGUGGCACUUUCACAAUCAGCAAUGGAGGGGUUUUUGGGUCACUCUUUGGGACACCUAUCAUCAACCCACCGCAGUCUGCUAUCUUAGGCAUGCAUGCCAUCUUUGACAGGCCUGUGGCUGUGGGAGGCAAGAUCGAGAUCCGGCCCAUGAUGUACGUGGCACUGACCUACGAUCACCGGCUGAUUGAUGGCAGAGAGGCAGUGACUUUCCUGCGCAAGAUCAAGGCAGCGGUGGAGGAUCCCCGCGUGCUGCUGCUCGACCUGUAG
Molecule: messenger RNA, 1320 nt
Organism: Meleagris gallopavo (turkey)
Lineage: Eukaryota; Metazoa; Chordata; Aves; Galliformes; Phasianidae
Source: RefSeq, a predicted model, not a curated record